Messenger RNA from Medioppia subpectinata, 2070 nucleotides. The record is from the annotation of a GenBank genome assembly. NCBI's taxonomy places the organism in Eukaryota, Metazoa, Arthropoda, Arachnida, Sarcoptiformes, Oppiidae.
AAUAAUUAGUUAAUUAAUAGUAAAAGUAUUAAAUAAUUUAUAUAUAUUGUGUAUAAAAAGUUUUUAUACUCAAACCAUAACCAAAUGGCCAAUUGGUUGGGAGCACUCAUACGCACAAAACCUAUUGAAAAGUCGCCAAUAACUGCCACUAGACUGGAAAGAUGUUUGUCCACUCUAGAUCUAACAAUGCUAGGUAUCGGUUCUACGCUAGGUCUGGGCGUAUACAUACUGGCCGGUCAGGUGGCCAGUGUUAAAGCUGGACCAUCCGUUACACUAAGUUUCUUCAUUGCAGCCGUGGCUUCAGUUUUUGCCGGACUUUGUUAUGCGGGUUCUGCUUAUGUGUAUUCGUAUAUAACUGUCGGCGAAUUCAUGGCAUUCAUUAUCGGCUGGAAUUUAAUACUGGAGUACGCGAUCGGGUCGGCGUCAAUAGCCCGGGGCUACAGCGGGUACGUCGACUCCCUGGCCAACAAUCAGUUACAGAUACACUUCAAACGGUGGGCGCCCCUCGACUUCGGCACAUCACAGUAUUUUGACUUUUUUGCCUUUUCUAUUGCAAUACUAAUCGCAGCACUGUUGGCUAUGGGGGUAAAAAAGUCGACUAAACUGAACGCCGUGUUCACCGUUAUGAACGUUUUGGGCGUGAUUUACGCCAUCAUAUGUGGCUCAUUCAAAGCCGAUAUACAUAACUGGCAGAUACCGGCCGAAGAUGUGCCCAAAGGUGACGGUUCCGGAGGGUUCUUUGCGUUUGGUUUUACUGGGCUUAUGGCGGGCGCCGCCACUUGUUUCUACGGCUUCAUCGGCUUUGAUAUGAUCGCCACCACCGGUGAAGAGGUUAAAAACCCGGCCAAAGCUAUACCUCUCAGUAUUAUAUACUCACUUCUGGUCAUAUUUGUGUGCUAUUGCGGGGUAUCAGCCGUACAAACACUCAUGUGGCCAUACUAUGACCAAAAUCAGCAAGCACCUCUACCAUACGUAUUUACCAAGGUCGGUUACCCAUUUGCCAGCUAUAUCCUAACCGCUGGAGCCAUGGCUGGACUGUAUUCAAGUUUAAUGGGAACGAUGUAUCCGUUGACUCGUGUGCUGUACGCCAUGGGAAGCGAUCGAGUGAUCUUCGGGUUCUUCUCGCGAGUCCACCGCAAACUAAAGACACCGCAUUUGGCGACACUAUUCGCCGGCAUAUUUAGUGGCCUUAUGGCCGCCCUAUUCGAGUUCCAACAGUUGGCUGACAUGAUGUCCAUCGGCACACUAUUGGCGUACGCUUUGGUCUCAGUAUCCGUACUAUUACUCCGGUAUCAGAAACGGAGUGUCCAUCCGGUGAUCACCGAUGGGGACGACGACCACAACCGGAGGGCAGAGACCCGGAGCGAUAGGGAACGGCUACUCUUCACACCAAACAAUAGCCUAUUUAAACGGAUAUUCAAUGCGGACAACGAGUUAGAGCCCACACAAGAGACCACAACUGCCAGUCGCUAUCUUAUAGCCAUAAUAUGUAUUUUAGUGUCAGUAUUUGCAGCGCUGGUAGGCUUUAUGCCGCAACAGUUAUACCAUUUAGAGGCCAUGGCUUUGGCGCCGGUAGUCAUCACUCUAUGCCUAUUAACGGUGUUUAUGAUUGCGUUGAGACGACAGCCGCAGACCGCGGAGCGACUGUCGUUUCGGAUACCGGCCGUACCGUUAGUGCCGGUGCUCUCAGUAUUUGUCAAUAUAUAUCUGAUGAUACACUUGUCGAGCCUAACGUGGAUCAGGUUCGGCGUUUGGAUGGUUCUAGGAAUGUUUAUGUAUUUUCUGUACGGAAUCAUUGAAAGUAUCGGUCAUUUGAGUGAUAGUCAGAAGCGGUUGUAUUUGCGCGAAGAGGACGGACGACGACCCUCACAGAACUCGUACGCCUCGACAGCCACUGACCCAACCCUUACGCCCAAUACACCGGUCUUGUCGUCCACCAGACGUGAUGUCCAACCCAUCCAUUCAUCCCAUACUCACAGCUCAGAUGACGGAAACGAUGAGGAAGUGGUGGGAACUGAAGAUCAAAUGAUUACUGAUGAUAAUUCAGAUCAAACGCAAGUGAUAUUGUCU